GCAAAAACACGUAAACCACGGCUCGAACCCCAUCCAAAGCCCCGCACCGCACCUGAGGCGCUCUAGUCGCCGCCGCCGCGCCGCCGCCGCCGCGCAAGCGCGCGAGAGAUGUCGCUCUGCUGCUGCAGCACCGCCGCCGGGCGAGGCUUCUUCCUCCCUAGUAUCCUCCUGAGCCGGCGCCGACACCCCCUCCUCAACCUCCGCACCACCGCAACCGUCGCCCCCGCCCCUGCCGCCGCCGCCGCCACCAGCAUCUCCUCCCUCUCGGCACGGCAGCAGCGCCAGGUCACCGUCUACGUGGAAGCUCUCCUCGACUGGAACCAGAGGAUGAACCUCACCGCCGUCACUGACGAGGCCGAGGUCAUGACGCGCCACGUGGAGGACUCCCUCGCCGUGCUGCCCCCGCUGGAGCGUGCGUACCGCGCCCGCUCCACCUCCGGCGGCCGCGACACCGACGGCGUCAGCCUUGUCGACGUCGGUUCCGGGGCCGGGCUGCCGGGCCUUAUCCUCGCCGUUGCAAGGCCAAGCUGGCGAUUUACACUACUGGAGUCGAUGAAGAAGCGGUGCACGUUUCUGGAGCACGCCAUUGAGGCCAUGGGGUUGUCAAAUGUGGAUGUGGUGUGUGACCGGGCGGAGAAUGUUGGCCAAAGUCUUGAUUACAGAGAAGCAUAUGAUAUAGCAGCUGCAAGAGCCGUCGCAGAACUGAAAGUUCUGGCGGAAUACUGCCUUCCAUUGGUUCGUGUUGGUGGUUUGUUCAUAGCUGCAAAAGGGCAUGAUCCCCAUGAAGAAAUAAAAAAUGCUAAAAGUGCUGUACAGAAAUUGGGUGCUUCCAUGCUCGAAUUGUGUAAUGUUGAAUCAAUGGGACCUCAUGGUCAGCGGACAGCUGUUAUAUACUUUAAAGAACGAGCUACGCCAAAAAAAUACCCGCGCCUUCCUGGUACUCCUUCCAAAAUGCCAUUAUGAGAAGCGUGUUAUUGUUGGUGCAGAUUGUAGACCAAGCAAUUGCUAAAAUCUGAAAAACAAAGCUGAUCUAUUUCAGAGGUCAUCAACUUGAAGAUAUCUUUGUUAGAAGCAUGGCAGUGUAAUUGUGGUACCUUGGCAUCAUAUUCUCCCUCUGCCGUUUAGGACGACUAAUUAGCGUGUCCUAAUAGUCAUAUAUUUUAAACGGAGGGGGUAGAGUAGCUUCUAACACGAUUCAGCAACUGAGAUCAAUCGUACAAGACUGAAAAGUUUAUUGGUUUUCAUAAAAAUGUCAGAACUGGAAAUUUUCAAGUAGCGCAAUAUAUUGAGGUGCCAAUUGCAGCAAACUCAAUUCCUUUCA
This is a messenger RNA of Panicum virgatum (switchgrass), 1321 nucleotides long. RefSeq names its product ribosomal RNA small subunit methyltransferase G-like. Gene Ontology annotation, cellular component: cytosol; cytoplasm. The transcript is spliced from 8 exons. Gene Ontology annotation, molecular function: rRNA (guanine-N7-)-methyltransferase activity. Gene Ontology annotation, biological process: rRNA processing. The coding region runs from base 109 to 963 and encodes 284 amino acids. Lineage: Eukaryota; Viridiplantae; Streptophyta; Magnoliopsida; Poales; Poaceae. The record is from RefSeq and is a predicted model, not a curated record.